AUGGCUGGUGCUGAUAAAGUGGACGUUCUGAAGACAGAAGGCAACGCUUUAUUCAAACAAGAAAAAUACUCAGAAGCCGUCAGUAAGUAUACAGAAGCCUUGUCAUUUGACAACUGUAAUGCUACUUUGUACAGUAAUCGUAGUGCUGCACACUCCAAACUAGGGCAAAACUAUGAAGAUGCCUUACACGAUGCCUGUCAGUGUAUUCAUCACAGUCGGGGAUGGUCUAAAGGUUAUCUUAGGAAGAUAAUUGCCCUGGAAGGUAUGAAAGACUUCCCAAACGUAAUGGAAGCAGCUGAAGAGGCUUUUAAGUGUGCUUAUGGUUUGUUCAAUGAUCUUGGGGACAGAGAAGUGCCACUGAUGCUCUUGUCAGAGGUGAACGGGAAUUUUUCCGGGUUUUAG
Gigantopelta aegis is the source of this 402-nucleotide messenger RNA. Its product is annotated as hsp70-Hsp90 organizing protein 1-like. The transcript has 2 exons. The record is from RefSeq and is a predicted model, not a curated record. Gene Ontology annotation, molecular function: Hsp90 protein binding. Bases 1 to 402 code for a protein of 133 amino acids. Lineage: Eukaryota; Metazoa; Mollusca; Gastropoda; Neomphalida; Peltospiridae.